UCAGAGUGCCGUGGCCAUGUACGAUGGGGCGAGGGUUCCCUCCCCUGAGGAUGCCGCUAACGGGGUCCCGCUGCAGCCCGAGACCCCCGCAGCCACAUGUCCCAAAGCUGACGAGCAGCCGGAGGAGAAAGAGGGAGUCCCGCCUGAGCCUGUCCUGGUGAAGAAGGCUCACCGUGAGAUUCUGGACCAUGAGAGGAAGAGGAGGGUGGAGCUGAAAUGCAUGGAGCUUCAGGAGAUGAUGGAGGAACAGGGAUAUUCCGAAGAAGAAAUCCGACAGAAGGUUGGAACAUUUCGGCAGAUGCUGAUGGAAAAGGAAGGCGUGAUAACUCGAGAAGGCUUGCACCCACGUCCACCGGUUAGGCUGCUUCCUCACGGGGAUGAAGAUCACGUGGGAAAUGCUGCGUACGUCGAGGGCUUUGAGGAAGACUAUGAUUGGGAUGGAGAAUAUUACGAGCAAGAUUCAGCUGCCUACGAUGACUGCAGAUCCAAGAGGAAAUCCAGCAGUUCACCUUCUCCUCGGCCAAAAAAGAGGAAAAAGAAGAAGGCAAGAAGACACAGUCGAGCUGACAGCCCGUCUCCAACCAGCAGAGACAAGAGGAAGAAAAGCGGAAAGAAACACAAGAGAGACAGGUCCACAUCUGGCUCAAGGAGGAAGAGGAGACACAGAUCUGGGAGCCCCAAAAACAAACACAAAGACAAGAACAAACAGAAGAAGAGGUGUUCAGUGGAGUCUCCGGGCAGGAGUUCUCAGCACAGAGGCAGCUGCUGUAGUUCCCGCAGCGGAUCCGUCUCCUCCACCGCCAGCAUCUCCAAAUCACCCAGCAGAUCAAGUGCAAAGUGCAGGAACGACAGGCACAAACAGGAAGGAAGUCACUCCAGCCACAGCCCACCGCCGUCCCCCACCACUGACCAGCCAAUCACGUGGCAGAAUGGGAACCACAGCAUCCGUGUACGCAAUGGCAAAGAUUCAGAAGCCAAUCACACGGAGGGGAAUAAAGGGAACGAUAAGCUUCGAUCUCUGGCUCCGUCUCCCUCGAGCACGCAGACGCACGCGUCGCCUCAUCUAAGAGUUGCUAAACACCACGCCGACCGUCCCAAGAGCCCUGGAGGACCAGCAGCGCAGACGGGACAGGACGGCUGCGCAGACGACAGGCCGGCGAUGGGCAAACCGCUCUCAGAGUCAUCGGGGAGAUGCGUCGGGAGGCCGAGGGUUCGAGAGAAGGCGUCGCACUCACCGGCGCACAGCAGCGACACUGAGCCACACACCAAACCCAAGAAUCAGAAGAAAACGAAAGCAUCUCAUUCGUCUAAGCGGCACCAUCGCGGACGCGCUCAGAAGCGCCACCGGAGUUCCUCUGUGUCACCGGGUCGGCACAAACACACGUCCAAGAAGAAGAAGAGCAAGAGUCACGGGACGGCCCGGCAGAGGAGCAGCUCCUGGAGCAGCGGGAGGUCAUCGUCACGAGCUCAUUCUAGAGAACGCGGAUCCAGCAAGAACAAAUCACCGCACUGUCAUGUCCGACAGAACAACUCCAGGGAGAGAGACAGUCCUCAUCAUUCGGAUGCAGAACGAGCCCGCCGCCGCUCGCGCAGCUAUUCUCCCAUCCGCAAGAGACGGAGAGACUCUCCCAGCUUUAUGGAAGCUCGCAGGAUCACCAGGUAAAGACAUCUCACACCGCCUCAGGAGUCUGUAGGUGUUUCUCCUUCUGUUUUUGUUUGGGAAUGCAUGGCCAUUUCUUCAUUUACAGGCUGUUUUCAGGUGUCAUAACUGCACUAUCUAGAGGCAAAUGUUUCUUUUUUCAAG
This is a messenger RNA of Sinocyclocheilus grahami, 1804 nucleotides long. RefSeq names its product serine/arginine repetitive matrix 3 (gene srrm3). Bases 17 to 1663 code for a protein of 548 amino acids. Gene Ontology annotation, molecular function: mRNA binding. The record is from RefSeq and is a predicted model, not a curated record. The transcript has 12 exons. NCBI's taxonomy places the organism in Eukaryota, Metazoa, Chordata, Actinopteri, Cypriniformes, Cyprinidae.